GUCCUUUCAAGACCACAUCAUUCUUUAAAUCAUCUAAGUCCAGUUCACCUGAAGUAAUAAUAGAAGAGAUAGCUGUAUCUAAAGAAAAGAAAGACAAAUUUUAUAAGCAAAAAAGACCAAGCAGAUUCAAAGAAUAUACUAAUUAA
Messenger RNA from Funneliformis mosseae, 146 nucleotides. Lineage: Eukaryota; Fungi; Glomeromycota; Glomeromycetes; Glomerales; Glomeraceae. The record is from the annotation of a GenBank genome assembly.